AUGAAUAUGAAUAUGCUUGGGUAUAAAUCUCGAGUUGGAAGACGAGUGAAGAAUAAAAUAGCCAAAAACAUCGAAAGGCAAUAUGAAGAGGCAAGGUGUCGUGAAUGCUCUGUUGUAGUAACGCGUAUGGACUUUGCCAAAAUUCUAGGUAAAUUCACUAAAGUGAAAAUCCAAUAUGAAAAUAAUUCCUCACCUAAAGUUUCAAAGUCAUCAAUUCAAAACUCAAAUGUAAGAUUAAAAAGUAAUGAGAAUGGUAUGGUGCUAAUGAACAGGAAAAACAUUAAUUCUUUAUCUAAAGAGAUAAAAAAAAGCAGAAGUGAAAUAAUUAAAGAUCCCCUAAUGCCAAGUCCAAAGAAAUUAAACAUAUUAAAAGAAAACAAUAAUUACAAGAAUUUGGGAGCUCAAAAGGAAUACUCGAAUACAAAAAGAAAUAAGUCUGAGAACAAGAACUAUGGCAUUAUAUUUCUUAAUCCUGUAGUAAAUGGUACUCAUGAUACUAAAAUUAAAGUGUCUUUGGCUGACUUAAUCCCUUCUAUAAACAAGAACUUAUUACCUAAUGAAGAUUGGUGUAUAGAGUUUUUUCCUAAAAACUUGGAACCCAAAGAUGACAAGAUGUAUAAUCGCAUUGCUGCAGAAUUAGAGGACUUAAUGUAUAACAAAAUAAACACCACAUCAAUGUCUAAUGAAAGCAAAGGGGAUGACUUCCCCUCGAUUAUGGACAUUCUAAAUGAUAAUACUACAGAAAAUACUCCAUCACAAGAUCAAACUUCACUAGAAUUCAAGCCUAAUAUGGAAUCCAGUGAUGUUGAAGCUAUGCUCUUAGGUAAAGGUGAAAAUAAACCUACACCUAUGGAAAUAGAUAAAUCUGAUGUAAAUAAAUUAAAGGAGGAGGUUGUAGAUUUUGUACCAAGUACUGAAACAGAAAAAAGUAUAAAAGAAGAUGAAAUACAGAACCCUCACAGUCCAUCAAUACUCGAUGAAACAUUGCAAAAGGGUGUUGAAGAGCAUUUACCGACUGUUCAACCUGUAAUAGAAGAUACAAAUAAUAUUACCAAAAAUGCAGAGUUAAAGCUACCAGAACCAGCUGUGGCUCAGAAAAGUGAACCAGAUACUUCUCAUACAGUUAAGUAUGAAGAGGUCACAGAAAUUAUAUUUAAGAAAAUAUUAGAUGGAAAAUGUGUUAGAUCAGUAACAUGCCUUAAAAGUCUAAAAUACAAUAUCCAGAUAGAUGAAGAUUGUAUUGAACUUUUAGGUGCACCAAAAUAUAUAUCUAGUAUAGAAGAUAUACAGGUAUUAUUACAGAUUGUAAAUGAUAGUGCUGUGGAUAGUUCAUAUAUGUUACACUAA
Leptosia nina is the source of this 1347-nucleotide messenger RNA. Lineage: Eukaryota; Metazoa; Arthropoda; Insecta; Lepidoptera; Pieridae. The record is from the annotation of a GenBank genome assembly.